Messenger RNA from Stylonychia lemnae, 759 nucleotides. NCBI's taxonomy places the organism in Eukaryota, Ciliophora, Spirotrichea, Sporadotrichida, Oxytrichidae. The record is from the annotation of a GenBank genome assembly.
AUGAGCAAGUAAUCUAAACGUUGGUAUAGUGUCAUUUGUUCUCGGUUAAGAGAAAAAGGCCGUAGAUCCAGCCGAAAGAGCAAGACUAAAGGAAGAGAGAUUCCAAUAAAAGAAGAAAUUAGAGUCAUGUCUGACUUUAGUGAGAUCACUUUUCACAAGAGAGGAGGUAUAUAAUAUAAAAUGUAUAAUCAACAAUGCAUUUAGACUAAUAUCUAAGAUUUCGUUAAGGAGCACCCAACCCUUCACAAGGAUAGAUUAUUCAGCAAAAUUUUAGCAUAAAUGAUGAUCCACUGCAAAGAGAGAAUUACUCCUGAGUAGAAUGUGACUCUCCAAACUUAUAAGGAUAGAUCAGCUGAGUUCGACUCUACACAACCAGCCUAUUCAGCUCUCCUAAACUUUGACCUCGGCAAAUACGCAGUAGAUCAAAGUCUUCCAAAAGAAAAGUAAGAAGGUCCAGUUGAUAUGAGUCAGCAAGAGGGUAUGAUGUAGACAAUUGUUGAGGAUUUAAGCGAGGAAAUGAAAAGAGAACGUGAAGAGGAGAUGAGAAACACCAGAGGAGCUCCAUCAAUCUUUUUCCUUGAGCUGUCUAAUAUGUCAACUUCAAUUGGCCUUCUCUAUAUGCUUGCCAUCAUUGGUUUCUUCGGGUUAAUCUUCUACGUACUCAUCAAUUAAAUCCUAAACAAGCCAGUUGAUUUUACAUCACAAAAGAAAUAGGAAAGACAGCAUAAGAAGAGAAGCACUGGCAAAAAAGAAGAAUGA